Messenger RNA from Alosa sapidissima (American shad), 2430 nucleotides. It is a transcript of the gene spata2l, whose product is annotated as spermatogenesis associated 2-like. Gene Ontology annotation, cellular component: cytoplasm. Bases 193 to 1854 code for a protein of 553 amino acids. The transcript is spliced from 3 exons. NCBI's taxonomy places the organism in Eukaryota, Metazoa, Chordata, Actinopteri, Clupeiformes, Clupeidae. The record is from RefSeq and is a predicted model, not a curated record.
GUGGCAUAGGCUACAAUGUAUCGUGUGUAGUCACAGCUGCACGGAAGUUACGUUUGAAUAUUUUUGAUGCGGCGUCAGAAGUGAAAUGAAACUAAUGUGUGCUCAUGAGUUAGAGUUGAAGAUCAUUUUUCACUCUUCCGAAUUGUAAAUCAACAAGUAAGCAACUUUGGACGCCGAAGAGACGCGGAAAGGAUGAGCCCUGGCAUCAAAGAGACAAACGGCCUGAGUCUCCCUGAAGCAUACAAGGCCAGCUUGGAGCAGCACAUUGAACAGGGAGGCUGGAGCCUGAUCUGUCGAGAUGAGGAGCUCUGCAAGCACAUUGAGGACAUCCUCAUGGGACAGAGCUCCGAUGACUGCUACCUCACCCACGGCCUGGACGUGCUCUCGUUCAUGGAGGAGUCACUCCGCUGCCCAGCCACAGCCAGGGCUGGACUGAAGGGGCUGGCCAGGGCUUUUGAGGUGCUGGAACUUGCCUCUCUCAACCUCUACCUGUAUCCGUGGAGGAAGGAGUACAGAAUAAUCAAGACCUACUCUGGCAUGUUCACACACCAUGUCAGGCCAGCUUUGUCCAUGGAGCAGGUGGAAGAGCUGUUCGGUCUGCUGGGCUACCGUGUCUCAGUUGGGGCCAGUGGAGAGUGGGAGCUGUGCCUGGGCACAUCACCCGUGCGGCCAGACGAUCUUCUUAGCCUGGCCUGCAGCUUCUUCACCGCCCGCUGUGAGUGCCAGCUGCUGCUCUCUACGCUGGAGUCCCUGAGUCGGCCCCAGUUGCGGGCGUCUGAGUGGGAGCUGAGGCUGGUGCAGGAGAGACGCAGAGGCCCCAGCCUCCAGGUGGCGCUGCAGAGUGUCCAGAGAAGCCUGGGAGUCCACAUGCGGUCUAUCAAGGAGGUCUGCUGCGACGCUUCAGAAGUGGAUGAGGACUUGUACACAGGAGAGGGAGAUGGUGGAUCCAGAAGUCCCGAGGCUGUGGGGGUGACCGUUCAAUCCGAAGGUUCCCGCCGCCAUCUCAAACAGGCCCACAGCAGCCCUGUGCUCUGCACCGGUGAGGCGCCUUCGCAGACACGUCUGUGUAGGUCCACCCUGAACUACCGGCUCUCCUCCCCAUCUUCGCCAGGUGGAGGGGCCAGGCCUGAGCCAACCAGCCCAUUUGAGGAGCAGACGUUUCAGAGUACCGACAGUGCCACACCCGGUGUUUCUCAAAAGCCCCUAGAGGUGUGUAGCUGUGUGGAGUCUGGAAACCGCUACAACUGCUUGUGUCAACAGUGCAAUAUUCUCCAUUGCACGUCCUGUGCUGUCCUCGACUACUGCCGAGAUCGAGGACACGACAUAUCCUUCAGCACUGAGGCAUUCUUGCCAGAGGCAGCCGAAAGUGAGACAAAACAUAUCAAACUCAUGAGUCCUAAGGACAAGCGCUCCCCACCUGGGUUUCCAGAAAGGCACUUUUGUCUAGAGGGCACAGAUAAACCGCAUGUCACCUGCCGCACUUGCCGACGUGCCCACGACUGCCUGUGCGAGGAUGGGCAACGCUGUGCCCAGGAAAACCACGACGUGGAGUACCAGCUGGAGCCCAACAAGUCCAUGCCUUUCCAUCAGUGCUGCACCUCUACCUGGACCCAUCCCCAGUUCGCCUGCCUAAAUUGCCAGAUCUUUCAUUCUGCCUCCUGCCUCGACGGAGCUUCCUGUAAACGGAAAACACACAGUGUGCGCGAACUGAGGGAUGUGUGUGAGUUGUGCUCUCUCGCUACUGAGUUUCUGUGCAGGCACUGCUGUGCCCAAUUCUGCAAAGAGUGCUGGUAUAAGAGCCCUUUGCAAUGUCUCUGUGGAAACCCCUUUGACUACCCGGGUUCUCCGGUGUGACUGGUUGUUUAAAUGGCUGUACCAGUCUUCUCCAGCACAGUGGCCUGUGCAUCUUCACCUUUAUCAAUGCUGCCUUUGAAGUAUUCCUCAAACUAUAGGAAGUCUCACAGGGAAGAUUAGAGGACUGGAUAAAAGGAAACCAGUUUGAACUUUUCAAGCACUUUUACACCCAUAUAUACCAAAGUGAUACUAACUUGUUUUGGAUGUGUAUGUUUAUAUAUUUUCUUCUUUCACAUUUAUUAGUGUUUCUUGCAGGCUACAUUUCUAAGACAUUCUCUGAAGUAUGUAGUGAAAACCUCUUUUGUCUUCCAAAGAUUUGUGAUAUCAACAGGGGGCUGUGGGUGAUAGUUUCACUUAAAAUUUAAAAUCCAUUAAAUUGAAAGAGAGAACUAAGGAGCAAGAUGGUUUGUGGUGGGGGUUAGAAACAUACAUUGUUACUAGAUGCAGAAUGAUACCUGUAUUUUUUUUCCUGGUGCUUGUAAGGAAAAUAUCUGAGUAUGGAUUUGAUGUAUUUUCAUCCCAUUCUUUUGGAGAUCUCACUGGGUAAAGAAAGGUCUUCUAGACUCUUAAAAGCCA